AGAAAUGGGUAGGGAUUCCGCCAAGAGACAAUGUGUGCAUAUGAAGAGCAUAGCAGGAAAGAAGCAGAAGAGGAAAUGAAGCAUAUUUUGCAAAUGACGGUUUUAAUGCAAAGUGUACCACAUUUAACGACUACUGUCCCACUUGUUGACAAUAAACAUUCCUUCCUGCAUACCUGUUUUAUGCUUCUUUCAAUUGGUGUCGCUGCUUCUGGACGUGACGAAGAUUGCGUGGCCUGCAGAGUUCGGGGAUGGAGACAUCUGGGUCUUUUUCAUGGACUUCGAGUCGGUUGCGGAGUUGAUGGGUGUCUGGGAUUCAGAAGCGAAGGUGGUGGUACUUGGCACGUUACUGUGGGGUAGAGCGAAAGCAGCGUAUGACGGCGUGGAACGUGAAGAGGGGGAAGAGACUUGUCAGGGAAUGGUUGAACGACUGGAAACGGAGUUCGACAGCCUAGCGGACAGGGAGCUGGUAAUACAGCAGUCCCAGGGCACGAAACUUGGAAUAGACGAAGACCCGCU
Heterobilharzia americana is the source of this 516-nucleotide messenger RNA. The record is from the annotation of a GenBank genome assembly. Lineage: Eukaryota; Metazoa; Platyhelminthes; Trematoda; Strigeidida; Schistosomatidae.